Messenger RNA from Drosophila rhopaloa, 998 nucleotides. RefSeq lists its product as uncharacterized. The record is from RefSeq and is a predicted model, not a curated record. The transcript is spliced from 5 exons. NCBI's taxonomy places the organism in Eukaryota, Metazoa, Arthropoda, Insecta, Diptera, Drosophilidae. The coding region runs from base 99 to 839 and encodes 246 amino acids.
CUGAUGCUAGCGUGGAUUUUACCUCCAGCUGUAGAGAAGCCAUUUUAUUUGCACCGUGUAUAGUACAUUUCUAUUUACGACACUUUCUGCUCCAUAAAAUGCCACGAAAGAAAUCAGAGGAUUUUUACAGGACCCACGGUUUCACCGCGAACUUCGAGAACGGUAAAUAUUCGGCCACCUGCCAUUUCUGUGACAGGGUGCUCCAAAAUACCGCGCUAUCCCGCCUAUCGUUACACAGGCAAACUUGCGAUACUAGACGAAGUAGAUGUCCAGUAAUAUUCCGCUCCGAUGUGGAGAAAGCUAAAGAUGAAGAUGGUCCUCGGAUCAAGAUUCAAAAAAUAUCAAGUGACGAAGGUGAUGGCGUCUUGGAUAAUGCUACCGAAGGCAAAGAGAUCAUAGUUAAGAUUCAACAAAUUCUGGAUGAGGCUGAUGAGGUGGACACCAUCAAAGGCACACCCAAAAUCAAAACCGAGAUUCGGAAAACGAAUUUCUUAAAAAAUCAGCAAACGGAAGAGCAACAUAUGGAGUUUGAGAUCUCUAACGUUGAGGUACAAAACCGCGAAUACGUUGAAUACCUGGACGAAAACAAAGAGCAUUACAUAUUGCAGCACAAUCCGGAUGACUCGGCCAAUGGAACGACGACAAUCGUCGAAGCCAGGCCAAGAAAUCAUUUAGCCGCCCUAAAGGCGGACAAAACGCGAGCCGAGAUCAAACAGUUUCACAGCAAAACCAAGUUUCUGAAAACGGAAACGGAGAACCUGAAACUGGAGCGCACACUGACUUUGCUUCGGAUUCAGAAGCUUCGAUUGGAAAUCGAUGCUCUACGCGCUCAAAAUUAACUUUAACCUUAAUGUUUACAUGUAUGCUUUAGGGAUAUUAAAUCUUUCAAAACCGCUGUAUAGUUUCUAUAUACCUUUAAACGGUUUUGGGUUUAGCAUCUCUUUAAUUUGAAUAAAUUUAAGCGAUCUAUUCAAAAUAUAGUUUUUUAAUACACUUGA